AACAUGGUGCUUCUACAUUUGAUAGCUUGGUGCAUAAUUUUCAAGGAAGUAUCUUCCAGAGAUCCUCUAGUUGGAUUAAAAUCUACGGAAAUAAUUGAAAAAGCCGGCUACAAAGCAGAGGAACACGUUGUAACCACCGAAGACGGUUACAUUUUAACUCACCACCGGAUACCUUCGAGAAAAAACUUGUCGGUGGUAAACAAGCAUCCCAUACUAUUAAUUCCUGGAACGAGUGCAACCUCGGAAUGUUUCCUGUUAAUUGGAAACAUCUCUUUGGGUUUUGUACUAGUCGAUCAGGGUUACGAUGUUUGGUUGUUGAAUCUGAGAGGGUCGUUUUAUGGGAUGAAUCACACUUCACUGGAUCCUGAAGAAGACAAAUCGUUUUGGGACUUCAGCUUUCAUGAAUAUGGUUUUUAUGAUGUGGCAGCAACCAUAGAUUACAUCUUAAACGUAACCCAAGUGGAUAAAAUAACAACUUUGGGACAUUCGCAAGGAUCGACCAUAACGUUCGUUACGUUGGCGAGCCGCCCAGAAUACAAUAAGAAAAUUAAACUUAACGUAUCUUUUGCACCUUCAUGUUAUCUUGGGGGGGUCAAAGUUAUUCUUUUACAAAUAUUAGCCAAGCACUGGCAAUUUUUGGAGCAUCUGGUGAGGGAGGUCUUGAACAUUCAGUACGUACCAACUGCUCGUGGCAUGCUUAACGGAUUAGAUGAAUUAUGUGCAUAUUCAAAAGGAUUUAGAGAGAUUUGUUACGGCUUCGUAGUAACUAUUGAUUAUGGUGCUGAUGUAGACAAAAUGUUCGACGAGAAUGUGAUUCCUGCUUUGUUGAGCAAUAUGCCUGGUGGAGUCUCCACCAAAAAUUUGUUCCAUUACCUGCAGAUGUAUAACACAGGAAAUUUUUCUAAUUAUGACUAUGGACCAGAUGAAAACUUGAAACGGUACAAAUCUAUUUAUCCAGAAGCUUAUAAUGUUAGUCAAAUCAGUACACCAUGUUUCUUGUUCUACAAUCCUCACGACCUAAUUUUACCUCAAGAGGGAUUAAAGAGAUUGACUGACACACUUCAACAGCCCACUUUGUAUGAGAUUAAAGACCCUAAUUUCAGGCAUUUGGCUUUUAUAUUAAGCAAAUAUGUUGUCAGCAUUUACCCAAAAUUUUUUGAAGUACUGGCAAUGUACAAUAAAUAAUUUACUUACUGAAUUAAACAUUAAUAUACAUUGAUGAAUGAGAAAAUUCAUUACCUUUUAUAACCCUUAUUUAUUUAAUUGAAUUCAAAAUAUUG
Aethina tumida (small hive beetle) is the source of this 1280-nucleotide messenger RNA. RefSeq names its product lipase 1-like. Gene Ontology annotation, molecular function: hydrolase activity, acting on ester bonds. Gene Ontology annotation, biological process: lipid metabolic process. The record is from RefSeq and is a predicted model, not a curated record. Lineage: Eukaryota; Metazoa; Arthropoda; Insecta; Coleoptera; Nitidulidae. The transcript has 6 exons. Bases 4 to 1185 code for a protein of 393 amino acids.